This is a messenger RNA of Branchiostoma floridae (Florida lancelet), 3376 nucleotides long. RefSeq names its product tctex1 domain-containing protein 1-A-like. Gene Ontology annotation, cellular component: cytoplasm; cytoplasmic dynein complex. The transcript has a single exon. Gene Ontology annotation, molecular function: dynein intermediate chain binding. Gene Ontology annotation, biological process: microtubule-based movement. NCBI's taxonomy places the organism in Eukaryota, Metazoa, Chordata, Leptocardii, Amphioxiformes, Branchiostomatidae. Bases 436 to 1236 code for a protein of 266 amino acids. The record is from RefSeq and is a predicted model, not a curated record.
UUUCUUACCAUUGGCUGUUCGAAUUCUUUGGCGCUUUACAUGCGUUCGUAUUGUUUGCGACAUGGUACAUAAAUAUGCUUUUAGCUUAUCUGUGUGUUUCUUGUGUUGGUGGUUACAUGUGUAGACUCACAUGCCGGGCGGACGUGAGUGACGUGUCAAACAGAGUAGGGUAAUGAAAAUAUUGUCUUUAGUGCCAGGCUGUUGUUGGAUACCUCCACAGGUGGGUGGCACGAUUGCUCAACACUAGUGCUGCUCACGGCGUGUGAACAGAACAGUGCAGGCGGACUACAUGGCUUGUUGCACGGUUCGUUAGCUGCAACAGUGUGCCCGACUCUGAGGUAAACACAUUUACCUGUAAUUGACGACAUUUUCAGUCUGCUGUCGGCUCUUUUUGGAUUAAUGCGUUAGUUACGAGGGAAUUCGGAAGAGGAGAAAAUGAGCAAAGCAAAUUUAGCGAAGAGGACGAGUCGGCUCGAUUUGAUCGGCGGCGGCGGCGGCAGCUCGGGCAAGGGGAAACAGCUAACCCGUCGGCAGCCGUCGCUGGCCUCAGUAGGCCGACGAGACACCAGCAGUAGUUUCAGUAAUGGUAAAGAUGAGGCACCGAAGGUGGACAGUCGUCGGUUGUGUCAGCAACAGGAGAUAGACAAGGGAGAGAUACACAUGACCAUCGCGGGCGUGUCCGGAGCGGGAAAGGCUUCGCAAGAGGCCCCGCCACCCCCACCCGUCAACCUCCGCAGCCUCAUGGUCACCAAACGACUGGCCAUGAACUUGAAGAGGAUGGCGGCGCAGAGGGUGACGGAUAAGAAAGGUGCGAGUUACCUGGCGCACACGGACAGGCCCUGGAGACCUCAGCACCCGCGGCCGCCGGAAGAAGAGGAACCGGAACAAGAACACACGUAUCAACUCGGCCCCGUCUCCAAAUUCUUCUCGGGACGCGCCGAGAAAGCGUUAUCAGAGCUGUUAGAGGAAAAAUUGUGUGAUUAUGUGUACAACUCCGGCACAGCCGGUGUGAUAACCAAGAACUUAUGUGAGGAGGCGAAGCAGAGGAUGAAGGAAUUUCUCCCGCCCAGGUAUAAACUUAUCAGCGUGGCCAACAUAGGGGAGCGCCACGCGCAGGACAUACGGGUGGCGUCCCGAUGUGCGUGGGACCCAAAUGUCGACACCUUCGCGUCUUCAACCUUCCAGAACGGCAGCGUGUUCUGCGUGGCGACGGUGUACGCAGUGUACAUGGAAUAGAGCUGAUACGUGUACUGUAGUUGACUACAUACCAUGGCACGAAAGGCGUGCGACGCACAUGACUGACAUGUUUUCCUAAAUAUGUUUUCCCAAGCGCUUCUUAAAUGCGUUGUUGUGCACCAUACAAAUGGCCAAUCGACUUAACGCGGCAUUCGGGCGUUUCAGGCACCCGUCAACAAACAGGCCAGAUGGGACAAUACCUGAGAUUUAUCCCCCUUGACUUAUCGUUGCUUACCAGGACAACCUGAAUGUCACAGCGGCAGGAGCCAAGUGAACACCGUGACAACAGUUCAAGGUGUGUGACAAGAAAAACGCUAGGAAUGAUUGAUUUGUACAUGUACCAAAACAUCGCCAUAUAACAUCGACUCAAUAGACACCAUUAUCUCAGCAUUGCUUACCCAGGGUCUGUAUAAAGCUAGCACAGUUCAGGGUCGUGUACACGUGCAGCUACAGGGAAGAGAAGUUCACGGUCACUGACAUCCACACAGUACAGUUAUGUUUCUACAGGUGUUAGUGUGUGUACAAUGUAGUACAUGUAGGUAUGGCGCCAAGACUCUUCAUUGUAACAGUUGACGCGGAUUAAGGGAUUUGUUGAAAGCCUUUCACUCAGAAAAAAUUGUUACCGCUAAUACUUAUCGUAUCACCGUCUGGUUUAUAAUAGAAGUUAGAAGUCAGGACAUGUAUAGCCAUUUCAAUGCGACGUCGACACGCAUGGCUUCGUCUUUGUGGGAGGGCGAGUGUUCUCUUUUGUACAGGAAAAAUAUUUGCAGUGGGAACUGUUGAUUCAAACGCAGCGUGCCUCCAGUGGUGGCAAGUAGCCGGACCUGGGCAGCCCCGCAUUAUGUGAAAGUGUCCAAUAAAUGUCAAGUCUCAAUUCAAGAGCUCCAGCGCCAUUUAGAGACCCAGAAGGGGAAGGACAUCACAGGAACCGACACCAAAAGGCUUGUAUUUGUACUAGAAAAGUGCACUUCAUGUAUCCGCAAUCGUUCUCCGGCAUUGAUUUAACGUUGUUGUCUUAAGAAAGAGCAGUCUCCAACUUGACUGGCGUAUUUGUUAGACUUUAAAUUUUGGAAUCGUGGAAAGCGAACGUAAGGCACGUAGAGUAGAGACAGACGUCACGCACUGGACAGCAUAGUCACCACUGCUUGUUAAAAGGGAGUUGCCGACAACUUGUCAUAAGAAAGACGCACAAGUCAAGAAAUGUUCACCGGCAAAGAGACAGACAUGACAAGUUCAGGCAGGAUUUAAUAUAUAUGCAUAUAUAUCAUAUGGACAGUUUUAUCAAGUACAACAGGUACAAUGUAUCACAAUGUACAAUGUACAUUGUAUAUGGCAAUACGUAUUUUACAACAGUUUUCAAAGACAGUUAUAUUCUACACGCUAUCGUGGAGAUCAUAGAAACGGCUUGGCAAACUGUAGAAUAAAAGAAUAAAGCAUUGGCCCAAAUAAAGGAUAAUUUUCUUGAUACAAAAUAUUUAAGUGUUGCCGACUGAGAUUUGGCACUGUUUGUGAUGACACAAUGUUAAUGACGUAAUACGAGAGACAGUGCAUUUGUCAUGUACACGGAGUGGUUUACAAAUCUGUACAGACUGAAGAUUGAUUGGUACAAAUGACAACCCAGUAACAUCGUAAGGAAUUGGAAUGUUCAAACCGAAGACUCCCAAGGGAGGGAACUUCAUUUCUCUACGCCACAAGGCAAAUUCCCUUUCAUAUAAUUACUUCAACAAAUGACGAGUUGCUUUGGGUGAAGUAAUGUGUUAAGCUCCGCGCCAUUGUUUAUCAGCAAACCAUUUAAUCAAAAACAAGGCCAUUUUUUUUCAAUCGGUCGUUCCAUUAAAAAUGUCGACCAUCUUCUACCCCUAGUUUUCGUGUUUAUAUUGUUGUCAUAGCGCAGCCUACUGUUUUAGAAGUUGUGUUGUGUAUAAUUAUCGUUACCUGCUGACCAAAAGGUAAACAAUCACAAAUGUAUUCCUUAAUCUUUGAAAUACCUUACGAUUAGAAGCGUUGUAGAAACAUUUGUCAUUGCAAAAACUCAUUACUCCAGUAUCAACGAUUUUCUUUGGUUUUCUAUAGAGUGAUUCUAUUGUUGUACACAAGGAUUAUGAAGGAACAAUUAAAAAGUAGAAGAACAAGUAUCUUG